Messenger RNA from Thalassophryne amazonica, 5560 nucleotides. It is a transcript of the gene trim3b, whose product is annotated as tripartite motif containing 3b. The transcript has 17 exons. The record is from RefSeq and is a predicted model, not a curated record. Gene Ontology annotation, molecular function: zinc ion binding; translation repressor activity; ubiquitin protein ligase activity. Lineage: Eukaryota; Metazoa; Chordata; Actinopteri; Batrachoidiformes; Batrachoididae. The coding region runs from base 242 to 2530 and encodes 762 amino acids. Gene Ontology annotation, biological process: protein polyubiquitination; proteasome-mediated ubiquitin-dependent protein catabolic process; negative regulation of translation.
CCUCUGCUUGCUGUCAUUUUCUUUCAGCCUUUCUCAGGCUGUGUGUUGCACAUUGCAUGGAAACGGGAAAAGCCAUAGAGAGGGGGAAAAGGAAGAGCGGUCAGCAGGGUGGAGGGCAGAAAUCGGAAUACUGUGGAAUUCUGCUGAUUCCUCACACCGAGCUGCUAUGGAGACUUCCAGGUUGAUCCGCUCACUAGCACUGACAGCUAACGACUGCUGUUGACUUCGGAAGGCCUCAGUCAUGGCGAAGCGCGAGUCCGGCAGCACCAGUCCUGUGGUGCGUCAGAUAGACAAGCAGUUUCUGGUCUGCAGCAUCUGUCUGGAUCACUACUGCAACCCCAAGGUCCUGCCCUGCCUGCACACCUUCUGUGAAAGUUGUCUCCAGACCUACAUCCCUCCAGAGUCUCUGACACUCUCAUGUCCUGUGUGUCGGCAAACCUCCAUCCUGCCGGAGAAAGGAGUCUGUGCUCUGCAGAACAACUUCUUCAUCACUAAUCUGAUGGAGGUCCUUCAGCGAGACCCGGAGUGCUCACGGCCUGAGGCCUGCAGCGUGUUGGAGUCUGUGAGUGCUGCAGCUGCAGGGAAACCACUAUGCUGCCCCAACCAUGAGGGACAGGUGAUGGAAUUCUAUUGCGAGUCCUGUGAGACUGCCAUGUGUCUGGACUGCACGGAGGGUGAGCAUCGGGAGCACGUGACUGUUCCUCUGCGGGACGUGGUGGAGCAACAGAAGACUGCUCUAAAAAUGCAGCUGGAUGCAAUACGCAACAGGCUCCCCCAGCUAACAGCAGCCAUCGAGUUGGUGAGCGAGAUUGGUCGACAACUGAAUGAAAGGAAAAACGAGGCAGUUGCUGAAAUAACAAAUACCUUUCAGGAACUAGAGAAGGCGUUGCACCAGAGAAAGACAGCCCUCAUUACUGACCUGGAGAACAUCUGUAGCACCAAGCAAAAGGUCCUACAAGCCCAGCUGUCCUCUCUCCUCCAGGGGACGGAACACAUCCAGAGUAGCUGCAGCUUCACUGAGCAGGCGCUCAGCCACGGCAGCGCCACAGAGGUGCUGCUGGUUCAGAAGCAGAUGAGCGAGCGAGUAGUGGCGCUGGCCAGACAUGACUUCCCAGAGAAACCACAUCAGAACGCACACUUAGACUGUCAGGUGGAAACUGAAGGUUUGCGACGCUCCAUCCAGAAUCUGGGAGUUCUCUUCACCACAGCUGCUGUGGCUCACACAUCCGUUGCCACAGGAGAAGGGCUCCGCCACGCAGCAACCGGACAGCAACAAACCAUCACUGUAACAACAAAAGAUAAGGACGGGGAGUUGGUGCGGAUGGGAAAUGCGAUUUUAAAAGCCGAGAUAACGUCUGCUGACGGGAGCCGAGUUGCAGAGACGGAGAUAAUGGACAAUAAGAAUGGGACAUAUGAGGUGGGCUACGUGUUACGUUUUGAGGGAGAGUACUCUUUUGCCCUGUCGCUUUACGGACAGCCGAUUCGUGGCAGCCCGUUCCGCUUGAGGGCAAUAAAGCCUUCAGAUGUACCACAAUCUCCGGACGAUGUUAAGAGGAGGGUGAAGUCUCCCAGUGGAACUGGAGGACACAUUCGUCAGAAGGCAGUGAGACGGCCAUCCAGCAUGUAUAGUACCACUAAGAAAAAGGAGAACCCCAUCGAGGACGAGCUCAUCUAUAGAGUAGGUUCCAGAGGCAGAGAAAAGGGAGAGUUCACCAAUUUGCAGGGAAUCUCAGCCUCGGGUAACGGCAGAGUGGUCGUCGCCGACAGCAACAACCAGUGCAUACAGGUGUUUUCUAAUGAUGGCCAGUUCAAGAUGCGCUUUGGGGUCAGAGGUCGAUCUCCAGGGCAGCUGCAGAGACCAACAGGUGUGACUGUAGACAUGAAUGGUGACAUUGUGGUGGCUGACUAUGACAACCGAUGGGUCAGCAUCUUCUCCUCUGAUGGAAAAUUUAAGAAUAAGAUCGGUGCCGGUCGGCUGAUGGGGCCUAAAGGUGUGGCCGUGGACAACAAUGGACACAUCAUCACUGUGGACAACAAGGCCUGCUGCGUCUUUAUCUUCCAGUCCAACGGGAAGCUUGUAACAAAGUUUGGAGGCAGGGGGACGUCUGACAGACAGUUUGCAGAAAAGCUCAGCCCAAACUUUAAUAAAUCUGGCUCAGUGUUCAGUCCCCACUUCGUUGCAGUGAACAACAAGAAUGAAAUUAUUGUGACAGAUUUUCACAAUCACUCUGUGAAGGUGUACAGUGCUGAUGGAGAGUUCAUGUUCAAAUUUGGCUCUCACGGUGAAGGCAACGGCCAGUUUAAUGCUCCCACCGGAGUAGCUGUAGACGCCAAUGGAAACAUCAUUGUAGCUGACUGGGGUAACAGCAGAAUACAAGUGUUUGACAGCACAGGAUCAUUUUUGUCCUACAUCAACACCUCAGCAGACCCCUUAUAUGGUCCCCAAGGCCUGGCACUAACCUCAGAGGGACACGUGGCUGUGGCUGACUCUGGGAACCACUGUUUCAAGGUUUACCGUUACUUGCAGUAGGCAGAGAGACGGUGGUGCCAACGUUGCACCUAACUGGAUGUUCUCAUAAUACUUUAGUUGCUUGAGCCUGCUUGCUUUCUAGUGGCCCUGGACUCCACCACUUCAUUUUUAUUGUAGCACUUUAGAAUUUUUUUUUUUUUUUUUUUUUUUUUUUUUGCAAAUUUAGCAAGUACAUACAAAAUAUAGAAGUAUGUCUGCAAGCCACACCAAAAAAGCAAAAGCUGUUCAUUCCAAAAGUAAAGAAUUAGAAAUAAAGAAGUAGACACAGAAAAUAAAUGCAGACAUAGAAAAUGAAAAGCUAAUUGGAAAGACACUUAUCCACCUGGUAAGAAUGGACUCAAUCAGGUGAGUAGUUUACUGAAGUGUAAUGUAUAAUUUCACUCAAAACUCAGGAAUAAAACCCAGUAAAAUAAUGGUGUAUACACUUCCCAAUCUGAUCUUUUGUAGUCGGCCUAUAUUAUACUAUUUAUUACUAACAAGCAAUCCUCUGUGGGAACAGAUAACAUGGAAAGUUAGUUAUGGGAUAGGAAAAAAAGGAUAUUUAUAUCUUAGUAGAAAUGCAGGAUGGGCAACAUUCCCACCAGAAACCGAAUAAAUGAAUGACCACACUUGUUUCCAUGCAAGAUUGUCACAAUAGUUUAAUACCUACAGUAUCUUACAGUACUCUAGCAUUCUGAACACUGUUGCUCAAAAAUCACAACAAAACAAAAAACAAUGUUAGAAGUAGCUUCACUGUUUAUUUUCAAAACCUAUCAAUAUCAACUAAGACUUCAACAAUAAAGUUCAACAUUUCAGAGACAAUUCAACCAUACAGUUCUAAAAGUAAAAAUGUAAUAAGGAAGAAUUGUACUGUUACAUGAAUAAAGUCGUAAGACGUACAAGGGGAAACUGUCAUACCUAGGUGAGAAUGAAAUUAUGUUUUUAUAAAAAGUCACUGUGAAGAUGAAGUAAUUUCAGAAUAAAAGCUUGUAAUUUGUUUAACAUUGUUAUUUACAGUUGUUUCUAAUUGCUUUGUGUGGUGCUUGAAAUGUAUUGCUGUUGCAUAUAGUUACUCUGACUUCCUCCAAUUGUUCACAAAAUUACUUUCUCAUAAACACAAUUCCUCAUCAAAUAACUUUGGCUGUUCAAAAUGAACAAAAAUUUUCCAAUCAUUUUAAAACAGUAUAACGUUUUUUUCUUGUACAACUGCAUUCUUAAAAUUUUCAAAAAUUUCUUGAUUGGCUGAGUCAUUUUUUCAGUUAAACAAUCAAAUAUAUUGACUGUUACAGCUUCUGAAGUCAGGACUUGUGCUUUCCUUGUUUUAUAUCACUGCUACACUACAUGAGUUUGAGUUUCAAACUUGCAAUUUUUUUGUUGCCACCCUUGGCUAUGGGAAACUGGAAAUUCUACAUUAUUUUCUGAUAUAAAUGUAUUGAUCAAAUAACUGUUUGUUGAAAUAAUCUACAAAUGAAUCAGUCAGACGUACGGAAACUUAGCCUGGCAUAGCCAGACUAAUUCCUGUCUGGCUAUGGGAGAGUACAGCUCUUGCAUAAUAAUCCACUACAUACUGCAAAAAUCACCACAUGUUGUAUUUUUUCCUUUUAUCAAUUUUCUUCAAAAUGACCUGAUGUACAGAAUCUGUUGGUUUUUCUCUUUGUUUUAGGAAUGUCCACACAAGAAUGUGAAAAAGCAUUAAACCUAAGAAAACUCAUAAUCUUAAUUUGAAAACUCAACAUUUUCACCAUUGAAGGUAUCAGAUUGGGUAAAAUCCAUUUUUAUCAUUCUUUCAAGGUUACAUAUAUCUCGGGUUUCACAUUAAACAUCCCACAACUCCCAGAGUUUUGUGCCUAUACUUAAAGAAAUGAUCCUGCUAUAAGCAAAAUUUGAGGCUGAAAUAAGUUAUUUUAUACUUAUUUAACAUCAGCGUCUCUUUCCCUGUUAGGCACUAAAAUAGGUUGUUUCUUUGGUUUUGUUGUUGUUUUUAAUGCUGAGAGCCCUAAGGGUAUCUUCUUGAUUUUACUGUACCUUAACAAAUUCCCCUUUUCAGGUACUUCCUUUUCAUAUAACGCCUAUGUGUUGCAUAUCAUAAUGUUCCGAACAAUCUCAGCUUUCUGAAUGUGAGACAUGUAUUUGUCUGGAACACUGUGUAAAGACAUGAUCUAUGAAUAGAUAACGAAAAACUGACCAAGCCGCAGGAGAACGUCAUUAGGGCUCUGAGGGUUAAAGGCUUCAUAACCUCAAGGUAUGUGGGCUAUUUUUUUCACUCCAAACUUUAAUAUCAUUUCAGGCACCUCGCAGCCUACAUAAGUAGAUGAAAAGGUGUCUAAAAUGACCUCUUUAAGUCCUUACAUGGUCCCUCUAACUCUGUUAACCAAAACAUCCAUAAUGACUUGCACUUUUGUGUAUUCAUAUCAUCAACCUACUGCAGCUGUAUGUGCACAUUUAAUGUAUAUAUAUCAGUUUUGUGUUCAUGUUAUUUCAUAUUAUAUCUCAGCUCUUAAACAAAAUUAAGCAUUUUAACACUGGAACAUGUACUAAAACAGUAGGAUGUCUUGCCACAUAGUUGCCAAAUGAAUGACAAACAUUGGUAGAAGAAAGUUGUAUACAUAUUCUUUGCUGUGUUUUAUUUUCUGAAAAGACUUAAUUUAUUUUUAAGUUUUCUUUUCUACAUAAUUCCUCAACAAAUUAUUUUUCUAAUUAAAACAUUUGAGUUUUCUCUUCUGCCAAAUGUUGCUGUACAUAUAUGAAGCCUUUUAGCUAGUAGCACUCUAUUGCCUCUUCCCAACAAGCUCAUGAGAAGUGAAACAGUGACUUUCCCUUCUGCCAAAUGUAUUGUUGUAAGCUGUUGCUGAACGUUGCACAAAAUACAACUUAUUAUAAGAGUAUUAUAGUUUGGAAGAGUAAUAUAUGCCUCUGUAUAGCAUCAUCUGACACAAUCAGAAGGUGUACUGUAUAUUACAAUCAUAUUGGUGUCGCUAAUGAGCACUUUUAUCAUCUUUUUCCAGAAUUUGUAUAGGUUUGCUAGUUCAAUGUUUUGAAGGUUUUCUGCAU